This is a messenger RNA of Microthlaspi erraticum, 636 nucleotides long. NCBI's taxonomy places the organism in Eukaryota, Viridiplantae, Streptophyta, Magnoliopsida, Brassicales, Brassicaceae. The record is from the annotation of a GenBank genome assembly.
AUGAAGGGAGGAGAUGAAGAGAACAACCAUGAAGAAGAAAGAUGGGGAGAUGAUUGUAUCCCUCUCGAUCUCAUCGUGGAGAUACUCAAGAAACUACCGGCAAAAUCACUUGUGAGGUUCCGAAGCGUCUCAAAGGAAUGGUCGACCAUUAUCGGCAGCCGUAGAGACUUCAUCGACUCGAUCGUGACUCGGUCUUUAGCUCAGCCGGCGCAUAAGCUUCCCCUUUUCAUCUUACACCAUAGAAGGCCCCAGGCCUUCUUCAUUGUCUCGUCCACUUCCCUUGAGACAACCACACAUGCAGUGUCAAUCCCUGGAUUAUAUUCAGUUGACGAUUCAUGCCAUUCGUUAGAGUAUAUAUACGCUCGAGGCUUGAUAUGCUGUUAUUCGUCAGUAUCUCACUUGGUUACUAUAUACAACCCUACCACGAGGCAGUGCGUUCCUUUACCAGAGAUUGAUGAAGCCCAAGUGGCACGGUUCAAUGAUCAGAGGACUCACUGCCACUUUGGAUACGACCCGGUCACGAAUCAAUACAAAGUCUUGUCCAUGUUUCUUGACUCUCAAGAGUUGAAGCAAUCUGUUUAUGUUUUCACAUUGGGAGAAGGAAGUCAAUCUUGGAAGAAGAUCCAAUAUUUAUAA